CUUACACUAACCCGUUUCUCACUUUGUGUGGGAGUUCUAAUUUCACAUUUGGGCAUUUGUGAAGCGUGUGAUAUUUACCUCACUAAAAAAUAUACGGAAAAAAAUAAAAUAAAAUAAAAUAUUCAAAAUAGAAGCUUCAAAGUUGACUCCUGAUAUGUGUUACGAAGUACCGAUUUGUCCAAGAAAAACAAUUGUUCAAAAUUUAUUUAUUUAUUGUUCUUUUUCUCCAGACCACGGCUUGUAUUCGGUAUAUAAGUCAGCUCAUCGAUUUCUCAGUAGAGACAAUGGCAUUGGCGAACCUCCCACCGCCGUCGCCAACUACCACUGCCAUCGUCACCGCCAAUCACCACUUGCGCCGCCUCACUGAGAUUUCUGCACUUUGGUCUACCACAUGUCAGCUGAGCAGUCAGUCACAUAAAUUGAUACCCACUUCGUUUUGACAACAAAAAGGAAGAUUUCUAAAGUAGCCUCACCACCCAAAUGAUUGUUGAAACAGUGUUGAAACUAACAUCAUUGUUGAAACAGUCUCUAACUUUCAACCAAGCAAAGCAAAUCCAUGGACUACUACUCAUCAAUGGCCUUAAACAUCUUGAACCCAUAUUAGUCCGUCAAAUCCUCAUCUCCUCAAGUAAUUACUCUCACAGUGUCUCUCAGUAUGCCCAACUAAUCCUCCGUCAUAUGCAAGACCCAGAUGUUUUUUCUGGGUCAUGCACUAUUCGAUUCCUUUCUCAACAUGGUCAGUUCAGAGAGGCUUUUGCUCUGUAUGUGCAAAUGCAGAGUUGGGGACCGGGUCCUAGCACAUUUGCUGUCUCUUCUGCUCUCAAGGCAUGUGCCAGGAUUGUAUACAAGAUGGGUGGGAUUUCAAUUCAUGCUCAAGUUCACAAAUUUGGAUUUUGUGGGGUUGUUUAUGUGCAGACAGCUCUUGUCGAUUUCUACUCGAAACUGGGGAAUAUGGAUAUUGCACGGAAGGUGUUUGAUGAAAUGGUUGGGAAAAAUGUGGUUUCGUGGAAUUCAAUAAUGUCCGGGUACGUGAAAUCUGGGGAUUUGGCUAUGGCUCACAGUGUGUUUGAUGAGAUGCCGGAGAAGGAUGUUAUUUCGUGGAAUUCAAUGGUGUCAGGGUAUGGGAGAGCAGGGGAUAUGGACCAGGCAUUCCUUUUGUUCCGGCAGAUGCCUGAGAGAAAUCCGGCUUCCUGGAAUGCAAUGAUUAGUGGGUAUGUAGAUUGUGGGAAGAUAGAAUUAGCUCGUAGUUUUUUCGAUGCAAUGCCUCAGAGAAAUAAUGUUUCUCAGAUUACAAUGAUUUCUGGUUACUCAAAAUGCGGGGAUGUUGAGUCUGCUCAUGAGCUCUUUGAUCAGAUGGGUCACAAAGAUCUGCUCCUGUAUAAUGCCAUGAUAGCUUGCUUUUCUCAAAAUAGCCAACCAAAGGAGGCCCUUCAACUAUUCAAUGAGAUGCUCCAUAAUAUUCAGCCAGAUAAAAUGACGUUGGCUAGUGUUAUAUCCGCUUGUUCUCAAUUAGGAGAUUUGAGAUUGGGGUCUUGGAUUGAAUCAUAUAUGAAUCAGCGAGGAAUUGGAAUGGAUGAUCAUUUGGCUACUGCUUUUAUUGACUUCUAUUCUAAGUGUGGAAGCAUUGAUAAAGCAUAUGAGCUUUUUCAUGGCUUGAAAAAGAAAGAUUUGGUUGCUUAUACUGCAAUGAUUUUGGGGUGUGGCAUAAAUGGUAAGGCAAAUAAUGCCAUCAAAUUGUUUGAGGACAUGAUGGUUUCCCAAAUAUAUCCAAAUUUAGUUACAUUCCUGGGGAUACUGACUGCUUAUAACCAUGUUGGUUUGGUUGAAGAAGGCUACCAGUGCUUUAAUUCAAUGACGAACCAUGGACUUGUGCCUACAGCUGAUCAUUAUGGAAUCAUGGUUGAUAUGUUAGGCAGAGCAGGACGGUUGGAAGAAGCAUACGAAUUAAUAAAGAGUAUGCCCAUGAAGCCUCACGCUGGUGUUUGGGGAGCAUUGCUUCUCUCUUGCAAUUUGCAUAAAAAUGUUGAGCUGGGAGAGAUUGCAGCUAAGCAUUGCUUUGAAUUGGAGCCUGAUACAAUGGGUUAUUAUUCUCUUCUUGCCAAUAUUUAUGCCUCUGUUGGGAGGUGGGAUGAUGCCAAGAGUUUGAGAAAGGUUGUGCAGGAAAAAGGAUUGGCCAAGAUACCUGGUUGUAGUUGGAUGGAACAAAGUUGACACAUAGACGAAAUUAGGCAUAUACUGAAAGCUCUAAGGCCAUGUACUACAUAAGUUGAUUGAAUUACAACUUCAUACAUCUGACCUUUAUGGGGGCAAGUUCUGUUCUUUUCUUUCCCUCCCCCCAUUUGCCUCAGAGCAGUUUUCAUGAUUAAGUUCAGGUUGAAUAUGCCCUUUCGCCUGUCAAAUAAGCCCAUGGUGAAGAGAUGGAGGUUAAAGGUUUGUGGGAGGAUGCGAUUUUUCUUCCUUUUCUAUUGUGGUCAAAUAACAGGACCGUACCAGAUGAGCAGCUCAAGGUUAGUUGUCACAUCUGUUCUCAUCUUAUGCUACUCAUGCUAAUGAAGCUUUUUCACUACAAGAAAAGGUAACAAGUAACAGUGGCAGUCAUAUGAUGGUGGUCACUGUGAGUGCUGGCAUUGCUUAAUUAUCUCGCAGUCAUACAUGAACGCCAGCUUUUUGGAAAUUGUAGCCGUGAUUUUGCAGGAUGUGCCACAUUAACCAUUCAAAAUUUCGACUGCCUAAACUGUGAUUUAACCCGCUGCUCACUACCACCAGUGAAGAGUUGGGGAUGGUAAAUUUGCAACACCUUUUCCUAGGGUAGCCCACUCCAUUUUUUUCCCAUCAACAGCGUUCUUUUGUGUUGUUUCGCUCCAGAGACCAAUUUUCUUCCCGUUAGGCCCAUUAUUUUUCCCAAUUGCUAGCAGAAAUUGCUGCAAUUUCAAAGUCGUGCCAUGGCUAACUGAAAGUACCUUCAUUGGUGAGCAAGCUUCUUGACUAACAUCAUUGCUCCAGAAGUAGCAUUUAUUGAUCAAUUGGAUCUCUCACCAAUGUAAACAAGCUCUACCUUGCUAGCUCUGUAUAUUUUAUCUGGCGUGAGCAUAAGGAUAGAAUUUGCAGGGGCACUGUUCACAUCCUUUGACGAUUUUCAACUCUGACUUCAUUCUGUUGAGAGCAAGGCCGCUGUCCGUGCACUUCAAGAACUGCAGAGGAGCCCAUUGGACGAGUACUGCUACUUGGAAUCUACAUUCAUUUGUUAUUCAAAAUCCCUAAUUUCUCCUUGUUAGGUUUCAUAUUCAUUUGGUUGGUUAUUCUUGUAACGACUUUUUGAAUGUGUUUUUGGGCCUUGGGCCCCGUCUGCGGGUUGAUGCUUGUUCUUGUGCUAUUGUAGCCUGGGGUUUUUCUUGCAGGGCCUGAGCCCAACUCCUCCUCUUUCCUGUCUAUGAAUAUUUUUUUUAAAAAAAACAUAAUACAUUCUCUAUCCAUAGCUGUAUUAUUAACUAGCUAUGUACUUUAACAAGGCACAAAGUUUCCAUGUAAAACCUUUAUACUUGUAAUUGAUCCCAAGAAAAAAAGAUGGUGUUACA
Molecule: messenger RNA, 3575 nt
Organism: Cornus florida
Lineage: Eukaryota; Viridiplantae; Streptophyta; Magnoliopsida; Cornales; Cornaceae
Product: pentatricopeptide repeat-containing protein At4g22760
Exons: 2
Coding region: 481-2211 (576 amino acids)
Biological process (GO): RNA modification
Molecular function (GO): RNA binding; protein binding
Source: RefSeq, a predicted model, not a curated record